AUCGAUUAAUAUCGAUAUGGUUUGUGGAUCUACCGGUUAAUAUCUGAACUGUGAUAAUGAAGGAAAUGGUUUUAAAUACCUCUGAUAAAAAGGAAAAAGAAAGCAAGCUACUUAACACUGGGCUAAACUCGAAGGUUUUGGACAUUAUUAUCAGAUUGAUUGAAACUGGAAUACAUCCUCGGGCGCUAUCUGAAGUUGUUUACAAAAUGAAGCAAACAUUGAAAGCCAGUUACGUUAACAAAAACAUGGUUGAAUAAUAGAACGAAUUCCAUUAAAUGCAAUAUCGUUUUGAUUAUCAGCAAAAUUUAAUAUCGCACAAGAUAAAAAUGCACAAAUGGUUGCAAGUACUUGGAUUCAAAAUCUUUCGUUCAGAAUAAAUUGCAGUAUGGAAAUAGUUGUUUCAUUUACUGUUCUUGUUGUAAUCGCAAAGAUAA
This is a messenger RNA of Ceratitis capitata (Mediterranean fruit fly), 434 nucleotides long. Its product is annotated as mitotic-spindle organizing protein 1-like. The coding region runs from base 57 to 257 and encodes 66 amino acids. Gene Ontology annotation, biological process: gamma-tubulin complex localization. Gene Ontology annotation, cellular component: gamma-tubulin ring complex. The record is from RefSeq and is a predicted model, not a curated record. Lineage: Eukaryota; Metazoa; Arthropoda; Insecta; Diptera; Tephritidae. The transcript is spliced from 2 exons.